Molecule: messenger RNA, 282 nt
Organism: Rotaria sordida
Lineage: Eukaryota; Metazoa; Rotifera; Eurotatoria; Philodinida; Philodinidae
Source: the annotation of a GenBank genome assembly
AUGAAGUUAUAUGGAAUAUUAUUUAUUGUUAUUUUUCUCAUUGAUUUAUGUACAGCUCGUGACAAAUUUCUUGAUCGUAGAUCUCUUCAAGAUUAUAUUGAUAGUUUUAUUGAUAUUGGUAAACUUAAAAAUGAAGGAGUAUUAAGUCUUAAUGGUACAACUCUUCGUAAAAUUUGGUCUUUUUUUAAAGCAAAAUAUCAUCGUUGGUAUUCAUCAACUGGAGAAGAGGGAGCACGUCUUCAUAUAUUUCGUGACCAUCUUAAAUAUGUAUUAGAAUCAAAU